Rhizophagus irregularis DAOM 181602=DAOM 197198 is the source of this 663-nucleotide messenger RNA. RefSeq lists its product as uncharacterized. Gene Ontology annotation, cellular component: PAM complex, Tim23 associated import motor. Gene Ontology annotation, molecular function: protein-folding chaperone binding; protein homodimerization activity; adenyl-nucleotide exchange factor activity. NCBI's taxonomy places the organism in Eukaryota, Fungi, Glomeromycota, Glomeromycetes, Glomerales, Glomeraceae. Gene Ontology annotation, biological process: protein folding; protein import into mitochondrial matrix. The record is from RefSeq and is a predicted model, not a curated record.
AUGUCAUUAUCUUUGUCAUUAUUUCGUAGAGGAUUAUUUAAUAAUGUAAAAGGUUCCUUUUUAUCACCUUCGAUAAGAAUAACAAGACCGCCACACAGAAUAUUAUUAUCAACAGCGGCUCAAGAAAAUGAUACUAAUAACAGUAAGAAUGCCCCAGCUUCUGAAAAAACUGAAAAAGUUGAAGAAAUCGAUGAUUCUGCUGUAAAAGAUAAACAAAUAGCUGAGCUUAAGGAUAGUUAUCUUAGGUGUUUAGCAGAUAUGGAAAAUUUACGAGAACGUACACGUAAAGAAGUAGAAAGUACAGCACAAUUUGCUAUACAAAAAUUUGCCAAAGAUUUACUUAAUACAGUAGAUAUUUUAAAUCUAGCUUUAUCUUCCGUUCCUGCUGAAGUUCGCAAUGAUACUCAAAACAAUCCUCAUUUAGUUAAUUUAUACACUGGAGUUUCUUUAACUGAAUCUGAAUUAUUAAAUAUUUUAAGGAGACAUGGUGUUGAAAAAAUUGAACCUUUAGGUCAAAAAUUUGAUCCUAAUCUUCAUGAAGCUAUUUAUCAAGUUAAUGACCCUAAUAAAGAACCUGGAAUUGUUUGUGAUGUACAAAAAGUUGGUUAUUCUUUAUUUGGUAGAGUUAUUAGGCCUGCUCAGGUUGGAGUUAAUAAUAGUUAG